Molecule: messenger RNA, 1411 nt
Organism: Phyllostomus hastatus (greater spear-nosed bat)
Lineage: Eukaryota; Metazoa; Chordata; Mammalia; Chiroptera; Phyllostomidae
Gene: FAHD1
Product: fumarylacetoacetate hydrolase domain containing 1
Exons: 1
Coding region: 33-698 (221 amino acids)
Cellular component (GO): mitochondrion
Molecular function (GO): acetylpyruvate hydrolase activity
Source: RefSeq, a predicted model, not a curated record
CCACGUGACUCUAGGGGCCGUAAGCUAGAGCCAUGGCGGCUUCCAGGCAUCUGUCUCGCUUCUGGGAGUGGGGGAAGAACAUCGUGUGUGUGGGCAGGAACUACGCGGACCACGUCAAGGAGAUGCAGAGCGCGGUGCUCAGCGAGCCGGUGAUCUUCCUGAAACCGUCUACCGCCUAUGCCCCCGAGGGCUCCCCCAUUCUCAUGCCAGCCUACACCCGGAACCUGCACCACGAGCUCGAGCUGGGCGUGGUGAUGGGCAAGCGCUGCUGCGGGGUCCCGGAGGCCGGGGCCAUGGACUACGUGGCCGGUUAUGCCCUGUGCCUGGACAUGACCGCAAGGGACGUGCAGGACCAGUGCAAGAAGAAGGGGCUGCCUUGGACUCUGGCCAAGAGCUUCACAACCUCCUGCCCUGUCAGCGCGUUCAUACCCAAAGAGAAGGUCCCAGACCCUCACAAUCUGAAGCUCUGGCUCAAGGUCAAUGGCGAACUCCGGCAGGAGGGUGAGACAUCCGCCAUGAUCUUUACCAUUCCCUACAUCAUCAGCUACGUUUCUAGGAUAAUAGCCUUGGAAGAAGGAGAUAUUAUCCUGACCGGGACGCCAAAGGGAGUUGGCCCUGUGAAAGUAAACGAUGAGAUCCAAGCUGGCAUACACGGGGUUGUCAGUAUGAAAUUUAAGGUGGAAAGGCCAGAAUAUUGAUUCUAGACAAAACACCGUAACAUCUUAGUUUUCAGAAGAGAAGGGAGCUGGACAGAAGCAAGCCAAGGUGAUUAAAAGUGACAACCCUUUAAUAAGAAACCAAUUUUUAAAGAUGAUUUGGUUGGAUUGCUAUGCCUUAACUCAGGAAAGACGGAAACUCCAAGAAAAACAUAACCUAGAAGAGCUGGGUCAGAAAUGAAAAGGAGAAAAGUCCCUGUCUUCUAGGAAACCAACAGAAUAAAGUUUUCAUGAUGUCUGCAAUGAAGAGAAUUUAUCAAACCAAAUGUUUAAAAGACUUUUGUUUCCUAAAAUUGAACUGGUUAAGAUUUUUCAGUGAGUCAUUCUGAGAUUAGUAGUUCAAGAAUUGAAACAUGCAAAGGACGUUGAAAAGCGUGCUUCAAAUCAGUGUGUCCCAUAUUUCCUUGGUCACGGUAAUCAUCUGGAAAUCUUUGUAAAAAGAUAUUUCCAAAUUACUGGUCCAUACCAGGGCACUGUAUUAUUAGCAGAAUUAAUCUCCAGCACUCCAAGAGAUUCUUAUGAAGUGUAGAAAAUCAUCACUUCACAUAAUCAGUUAAUUUAAAAUUUUCUUUAAUAACUUAACAAUGAAUGAUGAUCUCACUUGUUUAUACCCUGGCUCAUAGAUUCUGAAUUUAAGAGAUCAUUUUGAAACUGUUGUUUCCAAAUAAAUACGUUGUAUUUUGUGUGGCUUAAAA